Kickxella alabastrina is the source of this 1331-nucleotide messenger RNA. Its product is annotated as small nuclear RNA activating complex, subunit SNAP43-domain-containing protein. The record is from RefSeq and is a predicted model, not a curated record. Gene Ontology annotation, cellular component: snRNA-activating protein complex. Lineage: Eukaryota; Fungi; Kickxellomycota; Kickxellomycetes; Kickxellales; Kickxellaceae. Bases 123 to 1145 code for a protein of 340 amino acids. Gene Ontology annotation, molecular function: sequence-specific DNA binding. Gene Ontology annotation, biological process: snRNA transcription by RNA polymerase III; snRNA transcription by RNA polymerase II. The transcript is spliced from 2 exons.
GCCUUUCGUUUUUUCUUCUGUUUCCAAUAUUCUUAAUCUCUUUUUUGUUUUUUAUUUUUUAAUUCGCUAUAUUCUUCCUGUCAAAAUAAUUCACCCACCCAUUCAAAACGCACGCACACAAAAUGGCAUCGAUUGCUGAAGAAAUUGUCGAAAACGACGACACGAAGAGUGUAGUCAACCUCGGGCGCACGGGUGUGUACCUCUCGGCCAUCGAGGGCGACGUGCGUACGCUGAUGCGCACGUUCCAGCGCCUACAAGCGUACGACAUUGUGUCCUUUUGCGAAGUAUGGAAGGCGCUGAAUUUUUCCCUGAUCCAUUUUGUCGCAACAGAAAAAAACUCGCGACAGAACUUUAUGCGCACAGCAUACCGGCUGAUUCUCGGCCACUUCCAGGCCGACGCAAUUCUGGAGAUCCGCAUUGGCGUGAUCUAUGCCCUGUACCUGAUGUACUUUACACAGCCCGUGAACUUCCCCAAUAUUGGGAUCCGGGUGCCCAUGGAUAUUUGGAUUCAGCUGACCAAGCUGUACCAGUACUGCAACGAGGCCGAGAUCCGCGAUGUCGUCUAUGUGUUUGAUCGGCUAAUGGGCGACGGUGCCUUUGAGCUGGUGGCGUGGCUGGACGAAAACGAGGGUGUGUUGCGGCUGGACGGCGACGAGGAUGGUGUCAGCGCCAAGGUUGCGUCGCGGCUAGCACAGGUCGAGCACGAAGUGAUGGGAUCCGCACAGGGAAACCUCGGCGACCUGGCGGGCAGCAAGCGGCAGAUUGAGCUGGCCGAAACAGUUUGGCACGAAUUCAACCCCGACGACGAUCUUCCGGGUGCUGUGCCGCUGGAUAUUUCUGACCAGGACACAGCGUGGGCGGCUGCCAUUUUUGAGCGCGCCCGCGAGUAUCAGCGUCAGAGAGCGGAGCGUGUGGGCGCUGUGGCAGAAGACGAUGGCAGCUUGAGGUUGAUGGCAGAUUACUCCGAGUCGCGUAAUCUGGGCAAUGUGUCGUCGCUUGCGGCUGGCCAGCACCGCCGCAUAGAUCUGGGAGGUAUUGACUAUGGAAACAGGAACAAUGAGGUCGUGUCUACGCCCAUUAGAGCCAUUUAUAGGGCUGAUCAGAUGCACAAGAUGCGGUCGCAGCGGCCUGAGCUCUGGCCAUAGGCGCACAGUUCGAGGGUUUGAAGACAUUACGGGAGGAGGGAAAGGCGCUGUUUUAGGGCGAGAAAAAAGGGUGCUAAUUUUUUUUUAAAAUGUCGCGUUUUUUUUCUUUUCGAAAAUCUUUUUUAUUUAUUUAUUUUAGACAGCCCGCGUCUUGCCACCUGUCUCUUUUUUCUUUUUAAUUUGGCU